CGUUGAGUCCGAAAGAUGGCAGUCAUGGCUUGUCCCAGAUCCACAGAUCAUUUUUAAAAAAUUGGAACAGCAUCGUCCAAUGAAGCGUGAGGUCGGAGAUUGCCCGGAUGAAAGUCCGGAAGCGACCUAUGCUAGGGAGCUACAUUCAUGCUAGGGACAGAGGCACAUAGCUAACGUGAGGAUAUUUAGUGAGGUUGUACAUCAUGCAGUAUCGCAGCUAGUGGUUGUCCUAUAAGCAGGAUCUCGUUAUAGAACACGAAUAUACCCAGAACGGAGAGGAGUUUGGGGCGUGGCCUGUGGCAGGGGGUGUGCGGUGGGUGGAGCCGAGCUUCAUGGUCGUGAGUUGGGCUGCCUCAUGGAUGAGGGACUGUCACGCAGCGAAGAAGUGGUGAGGCAAGUACUGGGUGGGAGCGUAGUCGGGGGCGGGGACCUGUGCAACAGCAUUGGCUACGGCCCGCACAGCUCCGAUGAGAACCAGAACCGCCUUCGGGACGAAGAGGUAGAAGAGGAGGGCGUGGAUGGGCAGCUGCAGGGAGGACAGCAGGACUCCAUGAAUAACAAUGAGAAAAUGGACAACAGACCCUGCCCCCCAAACCUGGAUGCCCAACACAAAGACUCCUCCUCAGCCAGCGCACUGCACAGCACAGACACAGGUGAAGCACACAGCACAGACCCAGGUGUGCCUGGGGACUGUCCUUCUGUGUGUCCAUUGACUGGUUCCUCCAACCCUCUAGGAGACAAAGCAGAGGGUUCCCCCAAAAGUGCCCCUGCCCCUGAUCCCUCCUUGCUGCUAGCCUUGUUACGGGAGCUGCAGGAAGAUGGUGACCAUCCCCGGCUCCCCCAACAGCUGCACCAGAUAGCUGAGGCCUACUUCCUUGAAGAAGAUUACGAGCAGGCGCUGCAGUUCGUCCAGCUGGAGAGGCUGUACCAGGAGCGGCUGCUGUCCAACCUCGCCGCCCUGCAGGAUCACUGGGAGUCCAGAUGGAACGCAGGCCGCCAGGGCGAGAGCCAGCCCCAGGGACGGGCCUGCACUGAUCUGAGGUCAGCUCAGCUGGAGACCCUGAGCCUGAUCUGCAGGACACACCAGCGACCUUCGCUCAGUGUGGAGAAGCGUUCGGCCGUGGACAAAGCGCCGAAAAGCAGAACUCGGACCGGGGAAGAGACGGCGGACGGCACCUUGCUUCCAUGCAGCGCGCGCAGCGGUACUGAAUCUGGACGGCUGAUGGAGGAGCAGCAGGCCACUGAGGAGGUGCGCCCGGCACAGGGCACGGAGGGCCAGAGCGAGGACGCUUCCACGCCGGACCACCAGAGGGCGCCGCUAUGCAAUUCUGACUCCUCGCCCCCUCUCGUGGACGCGCCCACUUCGCCCGUGCCCGGCUCCGUUGACUGUGGUGGUGAGGGCGGCGACGGAGAUGCCAAAAAGGUGCCGGGUGGUGAAGAACAGCUGACUGACAGCUCGUCGCUGGCCAGACUGGGCCCCACCGUUCCCCUCUUGGAAACCCCAUCUCUCGGGGUCGAACCAGAGAUGGAGGAGGGGUGCGGUUCGCAGGCUGGUGCUGAAUGGGUGGGGGUGGAGCCAGUCACCACGGGGACAGGAGACAGACAAGGGGACUCGCCCACUGGGGUGGACUCAGACCUGCUCCGCGCACAGGAGCUUGAGUUGAGGGAGGGAGAGGAUGAGGAGGUGGAGAAGGAGGACGUCCCAGAAGACGACUUUGAGGCAGACGAGGAUGAGUUUGGGGACGAGACUCUUGCUGUGUCAGGAAUGGGAGCGGCUUCGCUGGACGAACUGGCCAAAAGAAUAAAGGUGGAGCAGACUGCUCCCACGCCGGGCCUAGUCUCCAUCCUGAAGAGAAGGUCAUCGCUGGAGGGGUCCCCACCCCAGCCCCCGGACCCGCCAAAACAGGUUCCCAAGCGCAAGGUGCGCUUCAGCGAGCCAGAGGACAUGGCGGAUCCAGAUGACGUGGGCCUGGACUCCUGUCUGCUCCUCCUCCUGCUGUGCAUGGUCACCAUGGUGAUCAGCGUGGGCGGGACGGCGCUGUACUGCACCCUGGCCGACGCCCAGUCCAGCGUGUGCUCCGACUUCUCCCGCAACGUGGACUUCUACCUGGGCCAGGUGCAGCGGGGCGUGGACGAGAUCCGCCACUGGCUCUCCCCCGGCUCGUAGCGGGACGGCGGGGGUGGGAGGUGGGAGGGAGGGAGGCCCCCUCUUCCUCGCGUCUUUGCCCCGUCGUUCUACUCAACCUCUCCUCGUCCCUCUCACCCGGCCCAGUCCGCUUCUCCUUCGGACUACAAAGGCAAAGCCUGCAGUGUGUCUGAGAAUGACAGCAUCAGUGACUGUGUGUGUGUGUGCGUGCGUGUGAUUGUAUGACAUCAUUAGUGACUGUGUGUGUGUGUGCGCGUGCGUGUGACUGUAUGACAUCAUUAGUGACUGUGUGUGUGUGUGUGAGCAUGUGACUGUAUGACAGCAUUAGGUACUCCGUGUGUGUGUGUGUGUGUGUGUGUGCGCGCACGUGCGUGUGACUGUAUGACAGCAUUAGUGACUGUGUGUGUGCGUGUGACUGUAUGACAGCAUUAGUGACUGUGUGUGUGUGUGUGUGCAUGUGACUGUAUGACAGCAUUAGGUACUGCGUGUGUGUGUGUGGGUGUGUGUGCGCGCACGUGCGUGUGACUGUAUGACAGCAUUAGUGACUGUGUGUGAGUGUGGGUGUGUGCGCACGCGCGUGUGACUGUAUGACAGCAUUAGUGACUGUGUGUGUGUGUGUGUGCAUGUGACUGUAUGACAGCAUUAGGUACUGCGUGGGUGUGUGCGCACGCGCGUGACUAUAUGACAGCAUUAGUGACUGUGUGUGAGUGUGUAAUUGAUUGCCGUAAAAAUCCAUCACGCACAAAGGUCGGCCAGUAAUUUUCUGGGCAGCGGCCUGUCCGGAAUCUUCUAACCGUCACCAUAGUGACGUGACCUUCAUCUCAGACAGGGUCUCAAACCAACACUGGACUGGACCCACCUUUCCCCUUCUUUCUAUUCGAUUGGCCGACGGAAAGACGAGCGGCCCGUCUCGACCAAUCCGGGAUGGCACCGAGGCUGCCCGCCCUCGCACGGAGGAGUGGCUCCACCUCAGCUUUCAAAAAGCUAACGUGGCUCAGCCGUGUACUGCCACAACCUCAGAAGUCAGUCCUGUUCUAAGUGUUGCAGUUUUGGUGUGCUGGGAGGGCGGCACAGAGAAAGUCUUACCUUUUUAAUUAAUGUCAUUUUAUUGAAUUAAUUUGCUUUACCUUGUUUGUACACCUCUUUUGAGAGGUCCAAUGUUGCAAUGACAGAUUUUUACAGGCAUAGGGGUGCAAUAGCCUGGAAGUAGCAUUGGUCUAUAACGACCACCUCACUAUUUCGCAGAAAUCCACACAGGGGCAGUGCAAUGCACUUGUAUUGUAGACUCUAUUAAGUCGAAAAAGACAGAAGGAUCACAUCACGAUAUCAAACAGGGAAUCCCCGAUGACUCAGGCAUGCUAGUGUAUUGUCUGUUAAGAUUAACUUCAUUUUAAUCAGUAUCAUUGUUCUUUAUAGUCACUUUUCAUUUUCAUCUUUAUAUGGGCUUGCUUGAUUUUUAACUUAAGGGUACUUUUGUUUUUUUCUCAUCAUGCAUUUUCCUUUGUUUCUUAGUGAUGUUUGCUUGCAACGAAAAGGAAGUCCACUUUUUGUGUAAUGUUAGUUUUGGGGGGUGGGGGGAUGCACCAACUAUUCCACUCACGAUAGCGAUGCGCCGCGCGCAGUCCAACUCAGACAGAUUUUAGGGGAUGUAGCUUGUUGCAGGUAGCACCUAAUCGGAAGUUGAGCACUCACGAAACCACUACUGCAGUGAGGGGAACGAUAGCAGAGAUAUUAGCGUCUGUUUUUAUUUCCACUACUAUUGAAUGUUUUCUGGCUGGCACAGAUGACAUGCUCCUUCAUAACGCGGGACUGGAUAUAUUUAUUUUAGUUUUGAAAAGCGGUAGAUCAGGAAGUGCAAACGGAACACUUUUUAAAUCAAGAAACAUAACGUGCAUGUAUACCCGUCUUACUGUUUGGACUUGUUGUGGUUACUGUAUUUAGAUUUUUAAAAUAACCGUUAUUUUAACUUGUAAUGUGGGUUUGUGCUCGCAGGAAUUUUGUGAAAGAGGAACCGCUUCAUUUUACAUCGUUACCACUUCAAAGAUAUCGGUUUAAAACAACGGUUUGAUGUCAAUCUCACCGAUAGUCCAUUUUUCGUUUGUCAUUUUAACACUUCAAAGACAUUUUAACAUUAUGUAGCCUAAGCCACAUACCUUAUCCCUCAACUGAAACAUAUGCACAGUUUGUUCUCCUCAAUUUUAAGGGGAAAGUGUAUUCAUGUUAUUAAGCUGUUCUUGAUGGGGGAAAAAAAAGCAAAGGGGAUAUAAGUGACGUGACCUGUUAUGAAAGCCUGUGUUUCCCCCCCAUUUGUCUGGUGAAUAAAUGUUGUUGUUGGAAUCCA
Messenger RNA from Anguilla rostrata (American eel), 4487 nucleotides. It is a transcript of the gene cnsta, whose product is annotated as consortin, connexin sorting protein a. Lineage: Eukaryota; Metazoa; Chordata; Actinopteri; Anguilliformes; Anguillidae. Bases 356 to 2167 code for a protein of 603 amino acids. Gene Ontology annotation, cellular component: trans-Golgi network; plasma membrane; transport vesicle. The transcript has 11 exons. The record is from RefSeq and is a predicted model, not a curated record. Gene Ontology annotation, biological process: positive regulation of Golgi to plasma membrane protein transport. Gene Ontology annotation, molecular function: connexin binding.